Monascus purpureus is the source of this 363-nucleotide messenger RNA. The record is from the annotation of a GenBank genome assembly. Lineage: Eukaryota; Fungi; Ascomycota; Eurotiomycetes; Eurotiales; Aspergillaceae.
AUGGGUGUUACUAAGACUGUCCUCCGCCCCGGCAACGGCCAGGACUCCCCGAAGAAGGGGGACCACGUUUCCAUCCACUACACCGGCUGUCUCUAUGACGAGUCCAAGGCGGAUAACCACUACAUGGGGAAACAAUUCGACAGCUCCAAGUCCAGAGGUCCCCUUGAGGUUAGCAUUGGCGUCGGCCAGGUCAUCAGAGGCUGGGAUGAGGGUGUGCUCCAGAUGACUCUGGGCGAGAGGUCGAUUCUGACCAUCAGCGGAGACUACGCUUACGGCCCACGUGGUUUCCCCGGUCUCAUCCCUCCCAAUGCUACUCUCGUCUUCGACGUCGAGCUUAUCAAGAUCAACAACAAGUCUGCUUAG